This is a messenger RNA of Oryzias melastigma (Indian medaka), 4407 nucleotides long. RefSeq names its product GON-4-like protein. Gene Ontology annotation, cellular component: nucleus. The record is from RefSeq and is a predicted model, not a curated record. Bases 176 to 4129 code for a protein of 1317 amino acids. The transcript has 26 exons. Lineage: Eukaryota; Metazoa; Chordata; Actinopteri; Beloniformes; Adrianichthyidae. Gene Ontology annotation, biological process: regulation of DNA-templated transcription. Gene Ontology annotation, molecular function: transcription coregulator activity.
AAAUGAGUAAAAUCCUUAAAGUUGUCGAUAAUCUCACGAACACUUCGCCUUAAAGAGAGCUAAACCGAACAUGUUCUCCAGAGGGACAUUUGACGCUCAACGAAGAAAGCUCUUAUGCUAGCGUUAGCUGCUAGCCGGGUCCGGGGCUGUUUUAGGUUUGGAGGUGCCCAGACUGAUGCACAUGAGCAGGGCUCUGACCGGACUGGAGAGCCGCAGAGCCGGCGCGAAUUUAGCGUCGACGGCUAAACGAGGAGGUCGGAGGUCAUGUUUCUCCAAAAUGAACCCGGUACGCAAACGCCUCAGAUUAAGCCCAUCCAAACCUCCGCCCAGCAACAGCAGCCCGCUGAAGUUGUUAGAACUCUUAUCCAAUGACGCCCCGCCAGCUUCUGCUGGAGCGAGAACAGAAGAUGGGGAAGAGGAGGAAGAAUACUUGCUGGUGGAGGAAGACACCACCGACUCCAGCCUUGUCAUCACUAUGGAGGAUAGUCAGAUGGAAGUGAAGGCACCGAGGAAGAAGGCAGCGAGGAAGAAGAGGAAGGGACCGAAUGAGGAGCCGACUCACGGCAGAGUCAAGGCCUCGGAGACCGAAGAGGAGGAGGACGCAGGAGUGGAGGUGGAGAUCGACAAACAGCUCGACCAGUCUUUGGAGACCAAGUCCAAACAACACAACCUGACAGCUGUGAAUGUCAAAAACAUCAUCCAUGAAGUGAUCACCAACGAGCACGUGGUCGCCAUGAUGAAAGCAGCCAUCAACGAGACCGAAGCCGUUCCUCCCUUUGAGCCUAAGAUGACUCGGUCCAAGUUUAAAGAAGUCGUGGAGAAGGGAGUGGUGAUUCCCACAUGGAACAUUUCUCCCAUCAAAAAGAGCAGCGAUGCCAACAAGGCUCCUCAGUUCGUGGACAUCCCCUUAGACGAGGAGGACUCUUCUGAUGAGGAGUAUCGUCCUGAUGAAGAAGAGGAGGACGAGACGGCUGAAGAUACAUUCCAGGAAAGUGACAUGGAGAGCACGGCUUCGUCUCCCAGAGGUAGUCGACUCAAUCGGGGGGAGGAGGACAGCUGCAGCCCGUGGCAGAGCUCCCGAGUUCAGUUUAGACGCUCCAAGUUGGGGUCAAUGGGACCUCCCCCUCCCCCAAAAGCCCCGCCCCCCAAAGCGGUGACGGACAGCACCUUCCUGGAGAAGCUCCAUGCGGUGGAAGAAGAGCUUGCAGAUUGUAUGGAGCCCUACCAGCCGCUGUCGGAGUCGGAGGACGAGGCCGGCGUGAUGGCCUGUCGAACUCGCUCCAAGCGUCCCCUGAGGGACGUCCCGCUGGGACAGCUGGAGGCCAAACUCCGGGCUCCCGACAUCACUCCUGACAUGUACGACUCAAGCUCCGCCCCUGAGGACAGGGACUGGACGGAUUGGCUGAGAAGCUUGAUGAGUUCAGAUCUAGAUAAUGAAGAUGAAUGUGAUGAUGAAGACGAUCCAGAGUAUAACUUCCUGGCAGACACAGACGAGCCAGACGUGGAAGACUACCGUGACGACAAGGCUGUCCGCAUCACCAAGAAGGAAGUUAACGAGCUGAUGGAGGAACUCUUUGAAACGCUCAAAGAAGACCUGGCAUCACAGGAAGUGGAAGAUGAAGGCCACGAGGAAGAGGAGGAGCCACAAGAAGACACACAAACUGUUCAGCCACACCCCCCUCCGGAUCUGCACAUAGAGGCGGUUAAGGCGGAGCCGGAGGAUGAUUGGACGCCGGGGCUGCGUACGGUGAAGCAGCAGCUGGCUUUCAUCAGGAAACGGGAGCAAACAAACGCACAUUAUCAGAAACACUCCCAUUGUCCAGAACCGUGCACGCUGAAGUUGAACGCUCAGCAGAAGAGGAGACUCCAGCAGCAGCUGCAGCAGCAUGUUCAGCUGCUGACUCAGAUUCAUCUGCUGUGUUUGCCUGUUGUCAAACUGCACGGUGAGGCUGAGACCACCAAACAGUUCCUGUUUGAGCUGGACAUGCUGGCUCAGGGCGGCGAGCUCAUCCGAUCUGCAGGCCAGCCUGGAUUCUGCAGCGCGUUCAGAGCGUCCAACCUGCAGGGGGCGCUGGAGCUGCUGGAGGAGCUGCAUCAGACUCCCAUCAGCUAUGAGCCGCAGCACCACCCGCCGGAUGCCAGAGGAUACAUGCGCUGUUUUCCCGUCAUGCCUGCUGAGCUGGCCUGGCUUUUCGCCACGCGGCCCGUGUUCCUCUACCCAGAACUGCUGCCGUGCGCCAGUCUGGAUCCGGCUCUCUACUGCCCCCGCAGGACAGCAGCUUUCACUGCAGCUGAAGACUGCCUGUUGGUGCUUGGCCUCAGAAAUUUGGGAGGGUCAUGUGACCCUCCGAAACUCGUGUCUCAUUUUCUGGUGAGGAAAACGGUGGUUCAGGUCCGAAGGAGAAUCCUGCAGUGCUGCAGGCCCGGGUUUCCAGACAACAUCGUAAAGGCUUUCAGGUACCAGCAGGUGUUGUGGCCAAUGCCGGUCGCCUGUCGACCUGUAGAUCCAGCAGAGCGACGCCCCCCUGUGGAGAGGGAGGAUAACGCCCUUCCCCUGUGGCUUGUGCGGAGCCUUCCCAUCAUCUAUCUGGCAGUGAAACAUUCCAACAGCCCGUCUGGCUCCAUCCCCGAGGCGCCCCCUUCCUGCAGGAAGGGGAAACCCCGUCAGAGUCAGCUGGCCGUCCUGCGUUCCGCCUCCAUCACCUACAGCUUUCCCCCGGGAUCCAAAUACCCGCCGCGCCUUCCCGCCAACCUGGACUUCAAACGAAUGGGGUUCGUCCUGGUGCAGCCGCCACCCCCUCCUCCCGCCUCCAACUCCUGCCCCCCGCUGGACACCCUAACCAGCACCGCGGUUUCCUCGCCGAGUCCUCCACGAGUCCUCCUUCACCGACUCCCUCUACAUAAGACUGACACCUUCACCUCCUCCACCGUCUCCACGGUAACCACUGAGAAAAUCAGAGGCCACAUACAGACACUGGCUGGUCUGAGGAGAAGGUUGUCUCCUUCGUGGCGAGGGAAACCCAGUCUGGAGGCGAGAAAAGGCUCCGCCUCCUUUAAAAAAAAAUCAAUCAACGUCCUCAGGACCAACCUCGAGGGAGGAGUGAAGGAGAGAAAAAUGUCCGAAUCUUCACCCAGUUCAAGAGGAAGCCUCGAUUCUCCUCGUCCAAAAGGGGCGGAGCCAGAAAGGGAACAUGAAGUGACUGUCACCUUGUCCAGGUCAGGAAAAGAAGAGGAGACCUGUGGAGAUGGAGAGACGUCUUCUGAUGAGUCCAGAUCGUCUGUCGUCCACGUUCAAGAGAAGGUCUCCUCAGAAGAAACGGAGGAUGACGACGAUCUGAGGGAGUCUGAGGAUGUGGUGUUUGCCCAGGAUUACCUCCACAGAGUCUGUGAGGCGGUGCAGGGGUGUCCGAGCCUCGCCGAGCAGCUGUUGCAGGUGUUGGAUGAAUUUUCAGCGGCGGGGGCUCCAGACGUUUUAUACGGCCGGUUGAGCCACGUCCUGCAGCCUUGGCCUCAGCUGCUCAAAGACUUCGCAGGCUUCCUGAACCACAAGCAGGCCCGCAAAUGUGGACUGUUGUUGGAACAGCAGCUGUUUAAACGAAGCAGGCAGUUUCUACGGCGUCUGGGCCGCACCCUCGGAGAGAGCUCAUCGCUCUACCAGGAAGUGGUUUCUGUGCUGCAGGGAUGCUCCGCCCCCUCAUCAGAAGACAUGGACAAGGUCGCGUCUCUGCUCAGGCACCAUGCAGACCUGCAGGUUGAGGUCCGGGAGUUCUUCCAGCAGCUCCACACGUCCUCCGGCUCCACAACCGGCGCCGUGGACUCUCAGAACAACUCCGGCGGCGACGGGACAGAAGGUGACCGCGAGGAGCAGCGAGCAGUUUGUGCCAAAAACAGCAAAUUGACUUCUACUGGAGAGAAGGUCGUCGUUUGGACCCGUGAGGCGGACCGCACCAUUCUAACCGCCUGCCAGCAGAAAGGAGCCAAUAGAAAAACGUUCAGACACAUUUCUGCUCAGCUGGGGAACAAAACCGUCCAUCAGGUACAACUUCGUUUCCAGGACUUAAUGAAGCUAUUUUACACUGCGUCCUCAAAGGGCCAGCCAGUCAACAAACCCAAAGCAGCUCCUGACUGAUCCCGGACAAGCCCCCGCAGACGACCGCCAAGUGAACGCCUCGUUUGAAUGGGUCUGCUGCAGCAUUUGAGCUACAGGGUCAUUAAAAGCACUAAUGGUGGAUUCAUCUCCAGCAGAGUGUGAUCGACAGCUGUCUUACAGCCUUCAGAAUCACUGCAUCAGUGCAAGAUUGAGCGUUUACAAUCAUGAGUGAUUGUAGUUCAGCACCUGGAAAUGUUAAAUCCUGAUUUUGGUUCAGUGGAGCAACUUCAUGAAUUAAUAAAAUUAAUGUUUAUUUA